GCAGAACUAGCCGGGUUUCCAUGGCGGCGGCGGCGGUAGUUGCCGCGGCCCCAGCGCUCUGGCGGCGGUUGCUGGAUUGUUUACCCCGCGGGAGGCCGUCUCUGGCGGCCUUUUUCGGCAGGCUCUCGGAUCGCCUGAGCCGAGGCCGCGAAAGCAGCGCUCGCAGGUCAUCAUGGCUGCUGUUGGCUCCAUUACUCACUUCUGCAGUUCCACAACUGACUCUUCCUACUAAUUGCCUUAGCCCUGAGGGAACACACAUUUUUCAAUGGAUCAGAAACUUGGUUCCAGAAUUUGGCAUUGCUGGCUCCCACAUCAAGGUACUUUCAUCGCCAGCCGAAUUCUACGAACUUAUGAAGGGACAGGCAAAGGUGGCUAAGCAACGAAUUGUUUUAGCUUCGCUAUAUCUUGGAACAGGAUCUUUGGAACAGGAAUUAGUGGAUUGUAUUGAAAUAGCUUUGGAAGGCUCAUUGAAGGGAUGUGGGAGUCCCAAUUUUAGAGUGUCUAUCCUAUUAGAUUUCACAAGAGGAUCCCGAGGCCAGAAGAAUUCUCGAACCAUGCUGCUUCCACUCCUGAGGCGAUUUCCAGAUAAGGUCCGUGUCUCUCUCUUCCACACUCCUAAUCUACGUGGUCUUCUCAGACAUCUAAUUCCUGAGCGUUUUAAUGAAACCAUCGGGUUGCAGCAUAUCAAAGUCUAUCUCUUUGAUGAUAAUGUGAUCUUGAGUGGAGCCAACUUAAGUGAUUCUUACUUCAGCAAUCGACAAGACCGUUACGUGUUCCUGCAAAACUCACCAGAGAUUGCAGAUUUCUUCACUGAGCUAGUAAAUGCAGUUGGGGAUGUAUCUUUACAGUUACAGCAGGAUGACACAGUCAAAAUUAUAGAUGGGAUGGUCCAUCCUUACAAAGGAGACAAGAUGGCCUACUAUGAAAUGGCAAAUAAGAAAGUGAUGGAAGUGAUCAAUUCUGCCAGGAUCAAACAAGAACAAUUUUACACUCGGACUUUCCAUAGCAACAAUACAGAAGAAGAAAUCUCAUCCAGUGAUACAAAGGCAGUUGGUGAUGGGCAAUCAGAACCAGACACAUGGAUUUAUCCACUAAUACAGAUGAAGCCGUUUGGGAUUCGGAUAGAUGAGACUGUCACAAAUACUCUCCUUAUGGAAGCAGAGCAGGGUGCCAGCAUAUAUCUCACCACAGGUUAUUUCAACCUCACAAAAACAUAUGUUGAUCUGAUUCUAGGCACCCGGGCAAAAUUCCAGAUUCUAUUAGCCUCACCAGAAGUGAAUGGGUUCUUUGGAGCCAAAGGGGUGGCAGGUGCCAUCCCUGCUGCCUAUGUUUACAUUGAACAGCAAUUUUUCAGCAAGGUGUGUGGCCUGGGUCAGGAAGAGAGAGUUCAGUUGCAGGAAUAUACAAGGAGUGGAUGGACUUUCCAUGCCAAAGGCCUCUGGUUGUACUUAGCAGGAAGCAGCCUCCCCUGCUUAACUUUGAUUGGUUCUCCUAAUUUUGGGUACAGGUCAGUUCAUCGUGACCUGGAAGCACAGAUUGCGAUAGUGACAGAAAACAAAGCCCUACAGCAGCAGUUCCAUCAGGAGCAGGAGCAGCUAUAUUCCCGUUCUGGUACAGUGUCUUCUUCAACAUUUGAUCAGCCAAGCCGUUAUGUCAAGCUGUGGGUGAAGAUGUUGACGCCUCUGAUUAAGAACUUCUUCUGAAAUAAAGAGAAGCGGAUCCUCUUGGUUGAAAGUCCAGACGUAGGUGGGGCCUCUUGUGCGUGUCUUGUACACCGGACACUCAUACACGUUCUUGAUAUCCAUGCGAUCCACAGGGAUGGCCUUGAUGAAAAUGACUGGCAUCGAAGGCGUCAGCUCCUUCAGGCGUGCAUCAGUGAUGAACCCCGUCUGAGUAUCCCAGCGUGCACCUGCAACAAUAUAGGGGCAGUACUCUCAAGAUCAGUUGUUUUGCAGCAAGGCUAAGGAAAGGGAAUUUGCAUGAUUAUCAACCUGCUAACUUCAGCAAUAAGACUACAUGCUAGACUUUGGCUUGCACCUGCUUUUGAUGCUAUGCCGGUGGCUUACUUAUAUAUUUUACAGGAAUAUAAGCAAAAUGAAACAAUUGGAUGCAUACGCUGCACUUGGCCUAGAGCAGCUAUUAUUUUAUUGCAGAAGGGUGUGCACUCCUACAAGUGCUUUUAACAUAAAGUCCAUUUAUACACAGCUAAGCAGAAGAAUCUAGGCUCUUUUAGCUCAACUUUUAAAAAAAAAAAGCUUCUAAAAAUAUAUAUAUAUAUCUUAGUCCCAACACUCCCAAAGUAGAAAGAAUUUUGGAAGCUGUCCGCUUGCUUUUUAACACAGGUGGGUUUGGUCAUGAAAUGGACAUCUGCUGCCCUCUACUGAUAUGAAAUAAAAGAGGCAGCUAUGGUUUAAAUGCCUCAUUUAUCUU
Messenger RNA from Pantherophis guttatus, 2430 nucleotides. RefSeq names its product phosphatidylglycerophosphate synthase 1 (gene PGS1). Gene Ontology annotation, biological process: cardiolipin biosynthetic process. Gene Ontology annotation, cellular component: mitochondrion. Gene Ontology annotation, molecular function: CDP-diacylglycerol-glycerol-3-phosphate 3-phosphatidyltransferase activity. Lineage: Eukaryota; Metazoa; Chordata; Lepidosauria; Squamata; Colubridae. The record is from RefSeq and is a predicted model, not a curated record.